GGAGCCCGGGAAGGAAGGCCUGGCUCCCCUCCUCCUCCUCCUCCUCCUCCUCUCGCUUCGUCGCUUCCGCCACCGCCAUCGUCUCGCCGAAAAAUUGGGGGACGGAGCCGGUGGCCGGGGGAUGAGGAAGGAAGGCCAGACCUAGAAGGGGAGCACCUGUGAGGCAACGCGGGCCCUCACAAACAAGAUGACCUUCCAGUGGACAGCCGUCGCAGGCUUCCUGUAUGCAGAAAUAGUGAUCUUGUUAUUCCUCUGCAUCCCUAUUAUCUCUCCUCUGAGAUGGCAGAAGGUUUUUUCGAUCACUGUGUGGAGUAGACUUGCAAACAUUUGGAACAAGGCAUUCCUUACUAUUAUAGUUCUAUUAAUUGUUUUAUUUCUUGAUGCAGUAAGAGAUGUGAGGAAGUACUCCAGUCUUCAAUCAAGUGAGAAAACGUCACACACCAUGCCCAAUGCAUUUGAUCAUAUUCAAAUGAAACUAUUUAGAGCACAACGGAAUCUUUAUCUCUCAGGAUUCUCACUUUUUCUUUGGCUUGUACUGAGACGUACCAUUUUCCUCAUCACUAUGUUGGCAAAGGAGAUGAGAACCCAGGUGGCUCUAGAAACAGAAGUAGCAAACGCCAGUGAAGUUGCUAAGAAAUACUUGGAAGAGAAUGAAAAACUGCAGAAAGCACUGAAAAAAAAAAGGUAUUGUGACGGUGAAAGUUUGUCUGAUGAAGUAAAUGAAGAACUGAAACAAGAAGUGAAAAUGCUGAGAGCAGAAUUAAAGAAAUAUUCACAUGCUCUCACCAAGAGUGCAGCUGAAAUGACUGCAGUUAAAAAACAAAGUGAAGACCUUAAAAAAGAGUAUGAUAACCUCACAGAAGAACACCAAAAAAUGAAGGGCAGUCUGAAUGAAAAACAUAAGGAAAAAUCCCAAUAAAUGCCUUACAAGGACACUGGCUUUUAAUAGAUGUGCAUCAGUGUGAGUUGUCACUUGUUCCCAGCUUUACACUUCAAAGUUAUGUGGCCGAAAAGGUUGUCUUCUUUCAAGGAAAAUGCUGCAUUCAUAUAGUUGUUGGUUGCCAAAAAUACAUUAUUUUGCAAUGAAACCAGUACCAAAAAUAUGAAAUCUACUUUAGUCAUGGCUGAGGGCAGGGAAUUGUUUUCUCUUCUUGGUUUUAAAAAUGCCUAUGGCAUAUCACACAUUGCAUGGCAUGCAGCAGACUUCUGGCUUAUCACAAAUUGCAUCUAGUUACAAAAGAGAUUUGAUUUACAAAUGUUGUUCAAAAAAGUCCACACCUCACUUGGGUGAACAGAAACAUCUGUGUCAUUAUUUGGAUCCAUACCAGUAAGUGAAGUAUCAGAAGUCCACUGCAAUAUAUCUUUUAUUGCUGCAAGACACAUAAUAAAUCAGUUUGAAAUAGAAAUUGUUAAAGUAACCAUUCAUUUCCUAUCCACCACUGAAACAAAAAAAGGAUGAUAAUUCUACGCCAACUAUUGAUUAUGUUAUAGACCUUACAGGUUACAUCAAACUAUGAAAUUAUAGUCAACCAAUCCAUUAGUGUUCAUCAGGAAUCAAACCUGGCUGCUAGAUGAGUAAACAUAGUUGAGCAUGGCGUUUCCAUAUGGAUAAAUAAUCUGACAAUCAAUAAAAGUAUUAAAAUAGAGUUUAUGGGCACUGGUUUAAAUCCAGUUGCUAGACCCACCUAGAGCAGACUACUCUCUUUAAACUGAAAACUAGCUUUAAGUUCACACAUCUGGUUGCAUAGAUGAGUAUAGUUUUGUGUGUUCUUCUCAGUUUAAAUGUUCAUUAUACCUCAUAUUUUUGUUUACGUGCAUUAAAAACUUCCCUGUGUCAUUGUAUUUUCUUUAUAUAAUGGAUGAUACUUGCAAAAACAUUUGUAUACAACUUACAAAGUAGGAUGCUUGUAAUAUCCUGCUUUGUAAGUUAUAUACAAGCGUUAUACAGCAUUAUAUUAGAUUAAAUCCAAACACACCCUUCAUGAACAGAGAAGGAAUAAGAAUUCAGAAAGGGUUUCCUAGUGGAGAUAGAGGACAAGGCAGUGAUUUUGGCGCAUUCCCUUUCCCUCCCUCCCCACCGUGUUCUGGAGGCCCUUAAAAUCCCCUUAAAAUCUACAUUAUUUGCUGCUGAAAGAUUAUCUUUUUUGUGCAUUUUAUUUGGAUGUUCAUUUGUUAAUAAAAAUACUGUUUAAGCUUUGUUUGACUUACAUGUAUGACUGCCAAAAAUGGGAUUUUAAAUUCCAAUGGCUGUUUUUCUUUUGUUCAUGCAACACUGAAAUAUUAACACUGGAAUUUGAGGAUGGGGGCAUAAAACUAGCUUGAUACAAAGUUUGGGUUAAUUCAUCUGCCAAUAUUCGUUAUGUAAGUUUUAAAAUAAAAAUGAACAUAUUUGGAAUUCAGUUUCUGUAUACUGAUACUUAAAGUGCCUUGCAUAUCCAGAAUUUCAUGCUUCUGGAUUUAUUAGGGAAAAUACUUAUAUCAGUGAAUUCAAGAUUUUGGGGUUUUGGUUAAUUGAAAUUUUCAUUGAUAAAUUCUUGAAAACCUACACCCAGAUGUUUGCUGUUUUCAUACUAGGUAACACACAAAUAAACUGGUCUUACAUGCUUUGGCAGUUAUACUAAGCAUUACCUUUAUAGAGGACAGGCACUCAGCAUUCUAGUUUGAAUUGAGUAUAAACUCAUUGAAAUAAUUCAGAUUUAGUUGUAAUUACAAAACUGCCUUGGGUAUAAUUAUGUCUAAAUUGAGCCCUUGCAUUCAUCUGGCAUUUGAAUGAUUUGUUUUAAAAUACUUAGAAACUAAGAUAAUAUUAAACCACUGUUUAUGAAAAAUGUAAACUACAUGGUCAAUGAUAGGGCAUUUAGCCUACUUGUUGUGACCUUUGCUGUCAAAAACUAGCCCAUUAAAUACAUUGGAGGAAAUUUUCAGCCUAUUUUUUGGUGCUUGCAAAAUGUCAAUAGAUGUUUUAAAUCUUUACAUUAUAGUAUCCAGCUGUGUUUUCUGUAACAUGCACUGGGCUGAAAAUAAGAUGACUGAGGAUCUGAAUAUAAAUGUUCCACCAUCAAUGAAGCCUGCCUGCCUUUCUUGUAUCAAUCCCAAGUUUACCCAUUAAAACUGGAUGUUAAAA
Sceloporus undulatus (fence lizard) is the source of this 3124-nucleotide messenger RNA. Its product is annotated as B-cell receptor-associated protein 29-like. Gene Ontology annotation, cellular component: endoplasmic reticulum membrane; endoplasmic reticulum. Gene Ontology annotation, biological process: endoplasmic reticulum to Golgi vesicle-mediated transport; intracellular protein transport. The transcript has 8 exons. The coding region runs from base 188 to 919 and encodes 243 amino acids. NCBI's taxonomy places the organism in Eukaryota, Metazoa, Chordata, Lepidosauria, Squamata, Phrynosomatidae. The record is from RefSeq and is a predicted model, not a curated record.